AUGUCAAAUAACGCAAUACCCACUUCAUACUCCAGCGAUCAAGUCUCACAUAUAAGCUGUGUUUACGCCAUCUCAGGAUCCUAUGGAUUACUGCCUCGCCUGUUGUACUACGUCACGCUCGUUUUAGCCAUCUUUGGGAGAAGUAAAGAAUGGCUUAUCAUCGGCGCGCUCGUCAGCGCGUUGACUUAUGCUGGUACGGCGUCGAUUCAUAUGAUGGCACUUUGCUCUAGUAAAUCCGGGGUGUUUGACUUGGACAUUAUGGCUGCAUGGGCCAUCCUCAGCACCGGCGCUUUGGGAUAUAUCGGCAUGAUCCAUUGGAGUUCAACCCUGAGAUAUUCCAAUGCGAAGUGGAUAAUGAUAUGCUGGGGCAUGUUGGUGGGCAUAGGCUUGAUUUUCGGCCGCGCUGUUCUCUUCGACUCGCCCAAGCCGGAAGCUGAGCCCUCUUGUUACUCGACUUCAGGCAAGCUUCUGGAAUAUCCCAUUGAGCUCAUCAGCCCAGAGUUCAAGUGCACGUACAAGUGUUUCUCGAUCUCGAAACCAAUGCGCCAUACGUCGGAGAUUAUGGCGGUGCCUUCCCAACUGUUGAACAAUACAUACACGGGUUUGGCGCUUGUUCUCGUGGGACCGAUUCAGUUUGCGGCAUAUGCUGCACUGAGCCUUGACACCCAACAGCACAAUCCCUCACAAUUGUGUCAAAGGGCCGUCAUGAAGUAUCUGAUACACCCUGGACAUAAGGACCAGCUCACCAAGACGGUCUAUCACGCGUCUUCGGAUGGCUGGUAUGGAGGCUAUUUCGCCCUCUUGAGCUACCUUGGGAGGACAGAGUGGACGGUUAAGAAGACUUUGAUCUGUUCUAUUACUGUGCCAUGGCUUUUUCUGACUUUCUUGAUUGACGUUUUCUGUCUUCCGAUGAUGGUCACUAAUAUCAUACUAAACGAGAUCACCCUUCUGCAGGGUGACAUUCCAACGAAUGAAUCCAACAUCAAUGUUGGUCAGUGGGGAGCCGUCGUCAACUCUUUGCUUGUUGUCAUUGCUGCAUGCAUGGGCAAGCUCAUAGAGAUGCGACAGAACUCUCAGAAAGCAAAGGUUCUACGGCUGGAGCAGCCUCACGGUACUGUGACGGAGGUGCCUUCCGAUUUGGAGCAGGGAUUCCUGGAGGAACAGGUGACGGGCGUGGUAAAACCAAAACUUGCACACGUUCCGACCUUACAGGAUAUGGAACACUGGAUAAAAAAGUCAAAGGGGUAA
Molecule: messenger RNA, 1248 nt
Organism: Exophiala aquamarina CBS 119918
Lineage: Eukaryota; Fungi; Ascomycota; Eurotiomycetes; Chaetothyriales; Herpotrichiellaceae
Exons: 1
Coding region: 1-1248 (415 amino acids)
Source: RefSeq, a predicted model, not a curated record